Messenger RNA from Centropristis striata (black sea bass), 2413 nucleotides. It is a transcript of the gene asz1, whose product is annotated as ankyrin repeat, SAM and basic leucine zipper domain containing 1. Gene Ontology annotation, biological process: piRNA processing. Gene Ontology annotation, cellular component: pi-body. Gene Ontology annotation, molecular function: protein binding. Lineage: Eukaryota; Metazoa; Chordata; Actinopteri; Perciformes; Serranidae. The coding region runs from base 54 to 1514 and encodes 486 amino acids. The transcript is spliced from 13 exons. The record is from RefSeq and is a predicted model, not a curated record.
CUAAUUUAUCCGUAACACCGGCUCGCUCUACACUAUCUAGCACCAAUUUAUCAAUGGGCAGCUUUAUGAAUGACGCCUUCCCGGCUGGGGAUGAAAGUGACGCCAGCAAUGAUGAGUGGGACAUCGGCUGUUGUUUGGAUAAAAAAGAAAAGUCUCCUCGUAUCAAGGAACAGGAUGCUGUUGUACCUUGUGCACAGGAUAAUGUGUCGAAGUUGAAAAGAGCCAUCAGUACAGGAGACAUUGGGACUGUUGAACAGCUGUUGGAUGAUGGCAUGGACGUGGAGACCAGGCUCGGCUGUGAAUGGACUCCUCUGAUGUGUGCCGUCACUGUGGCUAAUUACGACCUGGCCAAACUGCUACUGGACAGAGGGGCCAGUGCCAACUUCAGCAAAGAUAACUGGACGGUGCUCAUGGCCGGUUGCACAGCAUCCGCCAGUGAAGAGAAAAUUGCUCGCUGUGUGGAGCUUCUGCUAUCCAGAAAUGCUGAUCCCAACAUGGCGGACAGGUCCCAGAUGACCUGCGUGAUGCUGGCUGCCAGGGACGGCCACAGUAAGAUCAUCAACCUGCUGGUGUCCCACGGUGCGGAGAUCAACGCCCAGGAAAACAACGGCUACACGGCUUUGUCUAUAGCAGUGCAGUACGGCAAAGAGGAGGCGGUGCUGAAGCUCCUCCAGCUGGGAGCGGACAAAAACAUCAGGAACCAGGCUCAUAAAAGCCCCUCGGACCUGGCUGUUACCUUCAAACACACACAGAUAGGAAGGAUUUUGGCCUCUUCGUCCCACAUCUCUACUGUCCAGGCCUUCAGCUCCAUGGAGGACACACUCUCAAAGUUCUUCAAGACGAACUCUGACAAACUGCCUCCUUCCACAGAAAGUGUGACCAAGCUUGAUGACCUGGAGCUCCUCCUGCACGGCCUCGGUCUCGGUUACCUCACUGACAUCAUGGCUGAACAUGACAUCACCUGGAGCUACCUGCUGACCAUGGAGAAGGAGGACCUGGAGAAGGUUGGUAUCAAAGACCCGGUGGACCAGCAGAAGGUGCUGAGUGCCGUGCAGCAGAUGCACUUGGACAAAGUGGACCUUGACACGAUCAGCCUACCAGGAGCUGCAGACAGCGGGAGUGAGGAUCUGCAUAACUUCCUGAUAAGCGUGCAGCAGCAGUGCUGUUACCUGACGGAGACGAUUCAGGACGUCAUCGUUCGGUUUCCCCGCCAAGCCUCUCAGCUGGUCUUCUCACUGGACCCCAAGAAGGAGGCCCAGGCCGUCUGCAACCAGCUGCUGGUCCAGACUAAAGACCUGCAGAAGGAAGUCACCUGCCUCCGCAGUCUACUGUGCCAGAUGGACGAGGCAGGAGACGCCUGUCAGCUUCCUCAGCGCGGUUCCCACGGCAACCGCAGGAUGCGCCGGCUAGCCGGAGCGGCGCUGAGCGCGCUGGGAGCCGCCGCCGUCCUCCUGCUGCUCUGCAGAGCCGCCGGCGGGAAGCUUCACCUGCAGCUGCAGAGGAGCGUGUGUUGAAGCACGGGAAGGUUAAUCAGCUAGUUAGUUAGUUUACCAUGAUAAACUGGAUUAUUAAUAGAAGGACUGAGAUGUUUCAGGACAAGACAGCAUCUUUAUUUUUGCAGCUGUUACACUUUUGUUCUCCACUUGGCUCUGUCUUGUCUUUCAAUUAUGUUCUGAAUUAUUAUUUUAUUAUGUUUUAAGUGAAAAUUAAAGUUUCUUUUGAGGAACAGUUUCAUGCAAAGUCAAGUUAAGACUGGAAUCAGAAUGUUUUCUCUCUGCAAGACAAAUUUUUAUUUGAUUUCGUAUUGUGAAUUCUGGUCCUAAUCUAGACAAGACAAAAUGACCAAAAAAGACACAAAAUUACAAAAAAAGACACAAAAUGACUGAAAAAACACUAAAUCACUUUCAAAAGACACAAAAUGACCAAAAAAUACACAGAAUUACCAAAAAAGACACAAAAUGACACACAAAAAGACACAAAAUGACAGAAAAAACUAAAUUACUUAAAAAGAAACAAAAUUACCAAAAAACCCCACAAAGUUAUUAAAAAAAGACACACAAUUAUUAAAAAAAAAAAGACAUAAAAUUAACAAAAAAAGACACAACAUUAACAGAAAAAAUUAAUUAAAGGGACCUUCCACACACAAAAAAAGGACAAGACAGCAUCUUUAUUUUUGCAGCUGUUACACUUUUGUUCUCCACUUGGCUCUGUCUUGUUUUUCAGUUUAGUUCUGAAUUAUUAUUUUAUUAUGUUUUAAGUGAAAAUUAAAGUUUCUUUUGAGGAACAAUUUCUUGCAAAGUCAAGUUAAGAGUGGAAUCAGAAUGUUUUCUCUCUGCAAGACAAAUUUUUUUUUGAUUUCAUAUUGUGAAUUCUGGUCCUAAUCUAGAUAAUAAAAUAUUAAUGAUUACACGAU